AUGGAGUUUGUGCCUGCGCUGUGUGCUGCAGGCACAAUUGGUAUAGCACCCGCUGGCCUCGCUCUUGGUCGUCCGGAAGCUGUCAGACGCCACUCGACGCUGGCGUACCAGCGAGCAUCUUUCUUCGGCGGGGAAUCUGAUAAUAUCGCUGUCUCGUCGCCCCUUUCGCCUCGCCCGCCACUCUUCCCGCCGCUGCUCGAGGAGCAGAAGAAGAAGAAGAAGAGCAGCAGCAGCAGCAGCAGCCGGAAGAAGAGUGCAGAUGAAGGUCGCCCCCCGAGGACGGCGCCGCCAGACUCGCACGUCUUCCCCCUGGACGAGGAGCUGUCGACCGCCGCGAAGCUGGACGCCCUCAUACGGCGAACAGACGAGAAGAUACUGCUGCGGCCGCGUCGAGAGAACAACCUGACCGUCCUGACCCAGGAUGUGGUGGACGAGUCCUCCGGUCAAGACCCCUUACCUCCACAGCGGCCGUCCUCGUCCUGGGUCCGGCGCCUGUCGACCAUCACCUCGUCGGUGUACGGCAGCUCCGUGGCCAGCUCGCGCCCUCAGUCUCCCUCAGUCCACAGCUCCAACGCCCCCUUUUUCCCCCAGCAGCACCGCGCUCCCUACAGCCAGCCCAACAAGCUCGUCAAGCGGUCAACCUCCCAGCACGACUUUCCAGACCCCUACGACACCGUCCCUUCAUCCUUCUCCCCUUCUGCCUCGUCCAGGCCACACAGAAACAGCUCCCUCAUCCGCCGUCCCGCCACCAGCCACCAGCGCACCGCUGCUGCUGCUGCCGCUAUGCGACACCGCUCAGCAACCGAAUCGCGCGUGGUCGAAGGUGGUCUGCUAUCGCCACGCACCCAGAUGCCCGGCGGGACCGCCGCUCCAUUGGACGGAUCUCUGCCUUCUCCUGGGGAACCGAUCUGGCGGCCCUACUUUCGUGGAAUCACCUCGAAUUUCUCUUCCAUUCGCACCCGGCGGCGCUCGUCCUCGGUCAGGCAGAGACGGGAGCGCUCCCAGCAGCAGCUACAUCUGCUUCCGGAGCCAGACGUCGUACCCACCCUUGUCCUCGCCUCCUCCAUCAAGACACAUGAUCCGUUAGUACGCCCACGCUUUGGCUCUAGCUUCAAGCCGCCAGAUCAACAGCCAGAUCGACCGUCAGAUCAGGCGUGGGGUAGCACCGUACCCGCCGCCCGUGGCCAUGUCUCGCGUAAGUCGAGCUCAGAUAGGGAGGAGAUACCUCCUGAAAUACUACCAUCAUCGUCACUGUCAUCAGCACCAACUCCACCAUUUGUAGCAAACAACCCCUUUACGAAAGAGCCCACACAGCCGUGGGAAGAGUCGAUAGCUAAGCUAGAACGAAGGCAGCGUGCUUCCCUCGACCUGAAACGCUCCUCCCAACCAGACAGUGAUCAACCGCCUCGGACAAGUAAAAGUGAGAGGCUGAACGGGAGCUCGAUGCGAUCGCGGCGGAGGAAGACAAUAACCGAUCCCGAAAUCUUCAAACGGCCUACCACCCCUUCUUCUUCUUCUUCUUCUUCUUCUUCUUCUUCUUCUCCUUCUUCCUCUCCUCCUUCCCAGCAGCCCCGGUCAGAUGACCUUCAUGAACCCGUUUCCCCAAAGUCGGCUCCAAAGGCCGUCCACGCCCCCAAGCCCCGUCUACGGCACUUGCCACAGUUCCAUGACCUCCGCUGCGAAGUCUUGAACGAAAGACGCUCGGCGCCCUCCUCGGCCCCAGGCUCUAGGCAGUCAUCUGCCGAGCAGAAGGUUUACAGCACACGAGACCGGGGACAACGCCUUUCCGGCACCGCAUCAGAUCCAGCUUCGACCAUCCCCGGUUCGGACAAUGAUACUCGCAUCUUCUCGUCUGGGGAGGAGGACGAGACCGACUGCCACAGCGAUACCGUCUUUGACUCCUACCCAACGCGCGCAACAAGCAGCAACAAAUCGACACCUCGUGGACCCCGAAUAGAUACCAUCUUUGACCAACCGGACGCAAAAUCAAAGCCCUAUCCAGAUGAACUCCACCUGCCGGCUUCGUCUGUUCGCAAGAAAUCAAACCUGCCUAACGGCAGCCUGAGAAACGCUUCGCCUUCUGACGCUCCUGUCCGUAGGAUGUCGCCGUUGCCAAAGAACGUCAUCAUAGGUCCGCAGCGAGCAAGUCGGGAGCCUAGCUAUCCUGCUACCCUGUCAGCCGAUAGCGCAGAGAAGUUGCGCUUCUUCGCUGAAACCUCGGACGAUGAAGACGAUUUCCCCAUGGCGCUUAGCCCGUAUCCCAACUCCCGUUCGGCUGUUACGCUCUCCAAGGCAUCUGAGGCUGGCUCACGCAUGAGUGUGUUCGACUGGUCGGAACAGCAGAAGCCCGCAAAGGACGGCGACCGCUCUGCCCACCGGCCAAAGACUGCCCAUGAAAAGAACCUGGUCGAUUUACGCGGAGGACGGUCGACCGCGCGCAGUGCCCCAAACACUCUCCAUCUCAGAAGUCAGAGCGUGCCCAUUGCAAAGGAGUCUACCGCGCAAAAAGACACAGGUUUCCCCCUCAAGUUCGGAACCUGGGGGCUAGGAAACAAGGGCCCGAGUGAAGACUGGGAUGGCGACUUUGAUUUCGAGGACUCUGAUGAUCUUCCCCUUCCAGGCUCUCUCGGCAAUGGGAAAUGUUCUACCGGUAGCAUGAAGGUUCCCCAAUCCAUCCUAGACCGACAAGAAAGCGUGCAUGGCCAAUAUGGCCUUGUCCAGGAACUGACCGUCCUCGUCGAAGAACUGAAACGGCUCCAGGUCCAGGCUAAAGCAUUGCACAUCAUGGAUGGCCAGUCGGGAGAACUGUGGAAAGAGGCCCAGGGGAUAAUAAAUCUUGCUACCCUUGAAGAAGAGGACGAGCCGCGCCCGAAUGGCUGUAGACACCAACGACAACGUUCCUCGUCGGUCACAACGUUUGAUUCAGGAAGCUUUGGCUUAGAAUCCUCCCCCGAGCCCAUGCCUAUGAAGCAAAACAGCCAUGAGAACCCGAACAAGCAGUUCUCGACUCUCGCCGGGAAGGAAAAUUCAGACCCAAGUGCCAAUAUUAACGCGACCUUUCCAUCCUCAAAGAAGCCACGGAGAGAGUCUUCGGCGAGAGCAAGAUCCGUCCUAGAUAACAUUCACCACCUACGAGAACUUCACAGCGGUAACUCAGCCGCCUCCCACCCGGCUCAUGAUAACCAGCAACGCUUCGCCUUUGACACGCAGUCCCUUCGUGAUCUUGUCAUCCGCGCCGGUGUCAUCACACGGUCACUAAAGGACAUCGUCCGGAAAGCAGAAGGAGUCUAUGUACCCCCAGAUUCAAACCAUCUCACUCCCGACCCGCCAUUCAGCCAGAUAUUUGUGAAUCCUUCCCUGCAGCCUAUCAUCGCAAACGGACUAUCUUGA
Messenger RNA from Microsporum canis CBS 113480, 3390 nucleotides. RefSeq lists its product as hypothetical. The record is from RefSeq and is a predicted model, not a curated record. The transcript has 2 exons. NCBI's taxonomy places the organism in Eukaryota, Fungi, Ascomycota, Eurotiomycetes, Onygenales, Arthrodermataceae. Gene Ontology annotation, biological process: regulation of mitotic cytokinesis. Gene Ontology annotation, molecular function: GTPase activator activity. The coding region runs from base 1 to 3390 and encodes 1129 amino acids.